Mercurialis annua (annual mercury) is the source of this 1055-nucleotide messenger RNA. RefSeq names its product probable E3 ubiquitin-protein ligase RHY1A. The record is from RefSeq and is a predicted model, not a curated record. Gene Ontology annotation, biological process: ubiquitin-dependent protein catabolic process. The coding region runs from base 163 to 759 and encodes 198 amino acids. The transcript is spliced from 3 exons. NCBI's taxonomy places the organism in Eukaryota, Viridiplantae, Streptophyta, Magnoliopsida, Malpighiales, Euphorbiaceae. Gene Ontology annotation, molecular function: ubiquitin protein ligase activity.
CCUUCUUAUAAUUGCUUUUUCUUUCUUAUUUCAAGUACCCUAAAAAGAGGCAGAAACACAAACAUAUACACAUAAAAUUAAAUACACAUUUUCCUGAAUAAUUAUUUUUGUAGGUAUUUUUUUUUAGAAAAUUUGUUGGGUGUUUUAUACUAGCUAGUAUCAAUGGCUGGUAUGUUACCUGGAGUUGAAUGUGCUAGAAGAAGAAGGUUUCAUCAAAGCAGUGAUGCAGUGACUGCCACCGCCUCCUACGGUGGCUCCGGCUCUACAAGAAGGUCAUCCUUUUGCUUGUAUACUAGCAACCAUGAUACAGCUUCUCAUAACUCAACUCUGCAAAGAAGCAUAUUAAAGAAAGUAUACGAAGAUGAGAAGCUUGGAGGAGUCGCAAGACAAGCCAAGGAGAGACUGGAUGAGAGAUUAAGAACACAAAGGACAUCAUCAUCCAAAAGCUUUGGAAGCUUAAAGGGUACAGCAGAAGGAAGGGCAACAGGGGGAGAGUUGCAAACAGAGGUUUAUGGAUUAAAGAAGAGUAAUAAUAGUAGUAAUAGUUUUGGGUCAAGAAGAUUUAGUUGGGGAAAAUUGAGUUGGAAAUCAGGUGAGCAAGAUGAGUGCACCAUUUGUCUUGAAAGGUUCAAGUCUGGAGAGACCCUGGUGCACCUACCUUGUGCUCAUAAGUUCCACUGCAAGUGCUUGGUUCCAUGGCUAGAGACCAGUGUUCAUUGCCCUUGUUGUCGAUUGGAAAUUCAUGUCGAUUUUUCAUAGUCCAAAAUUGAUUCAUUUUUUCUUUAGUAUCCUUUUCGGUGUUGAAUAAGAUUGUCUUGAGUUCUCGUUGGUAUAUAUGUAUAUUUACAUUCGAGUCGGAUGAUUUUGAUUAGAUUGGACCAUUGGCGGAGUAAUUAACAAGCGGGUUCGUGCAUCCGCCCUGGUCGAAAUUGAUUGGAGAUAUAACGUGUUUUUUUCAAAAAAUAAUCUGAGUUCCGUCAUGGUUGAUAUGAAGAAAUUGUAUGUUAUAAUUUUAUCUUUUAUAGUUCGCCUUUUCUAAUAAAGUUUUUUGACUA